Molecule: messenger RNA, 663 nt
Organism: Hibiscus syriacus
Lineage: Eukaryota; Viridiplantae; Streptophyta; Magnoliopsida; Malvales; Malvaceae
Exons: 1
Coding region: 1-663 (220 amino acids)
Source: RefSeq, a predicted model, not a curated record
AUGGCUUUAGUUUGGCUUUCCAAAGAUAAUCAAAUCAGUAAACAAAAGCCAUUCAAAAUUUUCAAUUUCUGGAUCAAACAUCUUACCUUUCUUGAUGAAGUCCUUUUCUCUUGGCAGCAAUCUACUCAAGGCAACCCGAUGCAGAAAUUAUUCUUUAAACUAAAAUGUUUAAAGCCUUGCCUGAAGAAACUUAACAAAGAUAAUUUUAGUGACAUCUCGACAAGGGUUAGAUUAAAAAGAACAGAACUGGAGAAUGCUCAAGUUUCUUCUCUUAAUGGGAAAAACUCUUUUGAAGAUGAAUUAAAUGUCCAAAAGGAGUUAAUUACCCUUGAAGAAUCUGAGUUCAUGUUUCUUAAACAAAAAGCUAAGGUUAGGUGGAUAAAAGAAGAAGACAAAUGCACCAAACUUUUCCUUACUGCUAUUGCCUCUAAAUUCAAAAGAGAUACCAUCAGGGUCCUAACUAACAAUGAGGUUAAAAGACUGGAUUCAUUUGAUGAUAUGGCUAAGGAAAUCAUAGAUUACUUCCAGAAUCAACUAGGGACUUCUGACCCUAAUGUUCUUCCUCCAGAUCCUGCUUUCUUGAAUAAUCUGCUUCGUUUUUCUCUGCCAACUGAGACUGCAUCUGCCCUUAUUAAGACUGUUACUGUUGAAGAGAUAAAAUAA